AUGGCUCCUUUCCCACCUCCGCCAGUCAGCACAAUUGACUGGAACAAUGUCGGGUUCAAAGUCCGGGAAGUCAAUGGCCAUAUUGAAUCGACUUUCCGCUACUCCUCGCCUAACCCAUCAUGGAGCAAACCACGCUUCGUCGCCUCUCCACAUCUGUCAAUCCACGGCAUGGCCCCUGGAUUGAAUUAUGGCGUGCAAUGCUACGAGGGCAUGAAGGCCUUCCGACAACCUGAUGGGAGCAUUACCAUCUUCCGGCCCGACCGAAACGCCAAACGGAUGCAACGCUCGGCAGAAUUCAUCUCCAUUCCACCUGUCCCCGAAGAGCUUUUCGUAGAGUGUGUCAACCUGGCGGUUGGUGCGAACGCCGAGUUCGUUCCGCCCCACGAGACUGGUGCCGCCAUGUACAUCCGUCCACUGUUGUUUGGAUCCAGCGCCCAGCUCGGCCUCAACCCCACGGACGAAUAUACCUUUGUGGUCUUUGUCAUGCCCACCGGCGUUUACCAUGGUUCGCAUGCCGUUGAUGCCCUGAUUCUCGAGGACUUCGACCGCUCCGCUCCCGAGGGAACAGGAAGUGUCAAACUUGGCGGUAACUAUGCUCCUGUGUUGCGCCACAGCGAGAAGGCCCAUAAGGCCGGCUACGGAAUCACCUUGCAUCUGGACAGUAAGACCCGUACCGAGAUUGACGAGUUCUCGACCUCAGGGUUCAUCGGUGUCCGCGUCGACGAUGGCAAGACCACCGUCGCCGUGCCGGAUAGCAAGAACGUUAUCGAGUCUGUGACAUCCGAGUCUGCCUGCCAGCUCGCCAGGGACGUUUUGGGAUACACUGUGGAGAAACGCCGUAUCAAGUACGAGGAACUACCGAAGUUUACAGAGGUCAUGGCCGCGGGAACGGCCGCCUCACUUGUGCCCAUCAAAAGCAUUACUAUGACGUCUCGCGGGGACAAGUUUGAAUAUCCUGUGAACGAAAAGCUGGAACCGGGCCCCGUGUGCACUCAACUGUUGACAACUCUGAAAGGGAUCCAGCAAGGAAAGGUAAAGGAUUAUUUUGGCUGGAACAUGACUGUUACCGAGCCUCCAAUCGAGUUUGUCAAGGCGUCGACAAAUGGCGGUGUCAACGGCGGUGUGGACCAGUUGCCGUGA
Messenger RNA from Capronia epimyces CBS 606.96, 1140 nucleotides. RefSeq names its product branched-chain amino acid aminotransferase. The record is from RefSeq and is a predicted model, not a curated record. The coding region runs from base 1 to 1140 and encodes 379 amino acids. Gene Ontology annotation, molecular function: branched-chain-amino-acid:2-oxoglutarate transaminase activity. The transcript is spliced from 2 exons. Gene Ontology annotation, biological process: branched-chain amino acid metabolic process. Lineage: Eukaryota; Fungi; Ascomycota; Eurotiomycetes; Chaetothyriales; Herpotrichiellaceae.